This is a messenger RNA of Fimicolochytrium jonesii, 926 nucleotides long. Its product is annotated as nucleophile aminohydrolase. Lineage: Eukaryota; Fungi; Chytridiomycota; Chytridiomycetes; Spizellomycetales; Powellomycetaceae. The record is from RefSeq and is a predicted model, not a curated record. The coding region runs from base 192 to 806 and encodes 204 amino acids. The transcript is spliced from 5 exons. Gene Ontology annotation, cellular component: proteasome core complex; proteasome core complex, beta-subunit complex. Gene Ontology annotation, biological process: proteasome-mediated ubiquitin-dependent protein catabolic process.
GUCCAUAUGCGCUUUCUCGGGCAAGAAGUCUGUUGGGACCCAACUUGGAAAGGCAACAUCCCUUCCCAGAGACGAGCAGCUCGAAACGCAAUCGUCCGUCAGCUCCCACCCAAGUCGUUCACUCCCACUCGCUCUGCCUGAGCCUAUCAACUCUUCUAACUCCUUUGUCGCAAUAGGAAAAAGUCGUCAACAUGUCGAUUAUGGAGUAUAACGGUUCGGCCAUCAUGGCUAUGAAAGGCAAAGGCUGUGUCGCAAUAGCAGCCGACCGCCGGUUCGGAAUCCAGCUCAUGACCAUGUCCACCGACUUUCAAAAGAUCUUUGCCGUCAACGAUAGGACUUUUAUUGGACUGCCAGGACUCGCUACCGACGUUCAGACGCUGUCCGAGCUGUUCAGAUUCAAGACCAACAUGUACAAACUGCGCGAAGAGCGGGAUAUCAGCCCAAAGACGUUUUCCCACAUGGUAUCCUCAGCAUUAUACGAGAAGAGAUUUGGACCAUACUUCUGUGAACCCGUGAUUGCAGGCCUCGAAAAGGACGGCUCGCCAUACAUCUGCUCCAUGGACAUGUUGGGAUGCAUCAACCACGCAAAAGAUAUCGUCGUUAGCGGGACCGCAUCGUCGCAGAUGUACGGUACCGCGGAAGGUCUAUGGGAGCCCGAUCUUGAACCGGAGGAGCUCUUCGAGACAAUUUCCCAAGCGAUGAUGGCCGCCGUCGACCGUGACGCGAGCAGUGGUUGGGGUGUGGUCGUCCACGUGAUCACCCAAGAAGGGGUCAUUACGCGGACCCUUAAAGCUCGUAUGGAUUAGAUGGUUGAGAUUUUGGGAAGCGGCGAAGGGAGAAUGGCGUCGCAGGUUUUGCCGCUGCCCUUUGUACAUUUCGAAUAUCAAAAUGAACAGCGCACAACAAAAAUACUACAAUUAUUCAAG